CUUUAUGUAAGAAAGAUUGUAGGUUAGUAAGUUUAAAGAAUUGUAAAGUUUAAUAGUUAUUUUAUUUCUGAUCUUUAAUUCUGAAAUUUAUAUAGAAUAUCGAAAUAUUGAGUUAUUUUCUUAAAAAAAAAAAAUAAAAUUUAUCAUAAAAAAAUUUAAAAAGAAAAAGCAGGACACAUUGAAAAAAUCUAAAUAUUUUUAUUAUUAUAGUUUAUUCAAAAUUAAUGUGAAAUCAUAUAUAAAGUAUAUAUCAAUUUAUUUACAUUCAAUUUUUAAUUAUUAAUUUUUUAUUUUAAUUUUAUGAAAAUUAUGAAUAAAAAUAAAAAAUCAACGAAAAAAUGUAAUGUACAACAAAGAAAUAGUACAACAAACAAUAUACAAGAAGUUUCACUUAAAAAAAAUAUGAAAGAUGAUUUGGGAAAUGAUUCUCCUCAACAUUCCUAUGAGUCACAUGUUUCUGGUCACAGUACACCAAUUCGAAAAAAGGAAUAUGUUAUUGAUAUAGAAGAUUCUCCUGAAUUAAAUUAUCGUUGUAGUCCAAUUUCAAUGCCUUGUACUCAAGAUGGAGGUAAUGAAAUUGCUUGGGAUUGGCAAACUCCUGUUAAUAAAAAUUCCUAUGAUAAAUCUAAAUCAUCAAAUAAACUUAUUGAAACUCCAAAAAGAACCAAACAGUUGCAAAAGAAGCGAAAUUCUAAUUCUCCAUUAUUGCAAAAGCCACUUAAAAGGAAACAAGUGAAAAUGGAAAAUAUAGAAAAUAUUGGAAAAUUGACAGCUGAAUUAAAAGCCUUAAGUGAAAAGAUGCAAAAAAUACAAAAAAAUUAUGAUAAUGAUAUUAUUGAGAAAGAGAAUGAUACAAAAUGUGAAGUUAGUAGUAAGUUGAUGAUAGAAUUGGAUAGUGAUAAUAGUGAUGAAAUAAUGGUUAUUAAUAAUGAUAAAUCAAAAAUGAAUUCUGUUGUUAUUAAUAGUAAUAAUAACUUUACUAAUUAUGAAGAUUUAUUUGAUGAUUCAAUUGAUGAUUCAAUGGUAAAAUGUAGUCAAGAAAUUGAAGAAAAAUUAAAUUUGUGUAAAAAUAAAAGAAAUGAUAUAAUGGAAUUAUCUAUAGUAAGUGAGAUAAAAGAAUUAUCUUCCACGUCUGAAAAGUCUUAUUAUCUAACUACGUCUAGUACUUCUACCGAAUAUUCUAAAAGUUCUUCAACUAAUACAAGUGGUCAUUUAAAAACAUAUUCGAAUAAAUCGAAUAGAACAAAUUCUAGCUCAAAUAUUUCAAUGUCAAAUUUAAAAUUUAACAACAACAAUAAUGUAAAUAUAUCACAUGAAAAUCAAACAUUAAAAAAAAAACAUAUGUCAGAUUUUCCAGAUGAUUCUUUUGAUGAUUGUUUGGCAACCUGUAUAGAAGAUGAUAAAUUAGAAUCUAAAUUGUCAGAAUAUGAUUUUAGUCCAUCAAAUUCAAGCCAUAAUACAAGUCUUUCCAAAAGAAUACCCAAACUUGUUAUUUCUAAUGCAAUAACUAAUAAAAAAAUACCAAAUAAUUUUCUUUCAACACCAGGUGUAAAAGAAAAUAUCAAUAAUAAAAGUAAGCUUAUUACAGAUGAUUUAGUAGAAGAAGUUGAAACUAUAACAGAUAUAGAAACAUUACGAAAUUCUUUUCCUAGUAAAAAUUCCUUAGAAAACAGGAAAUUUUUUAGAACAAAGAGUUUAUCAGAUCAAUGUUUUUAUCAAUGUAAAUAUACUAAUGCAAAUAACAAAACAACAAAUGUAUUAAAAUCAAAUGCAGUUACUCAAUCAGUAAGUACUAAAUUUUUCAUUGUAAAAAAUCAGAAUUCGUAUAAAAAUAAUAAUUUUUUACAAAUUAAUGGCAUGGAAAAUACACAUAGAUUUAACAAAUUAGACAAGAAAGAAACUGAUAAUCAUAUUGUUAAAUACAAUUCUACUAAUAAUUUACUUAGCAUGAAAGAAAUAAAAGAAUCUCAAUCUGUACGAUGUACACCAGAAGAAAUAGAAAGAAAACGAUUGGAAGCAAAGAUGAAACUUGAAGCAAAACGUAAAUUACAACAAAAAAAUAUAAAAUCAAGUGAUAAUUUGUUAGAAAGAAGAUCUCCAGGGAAAAAAUAUGUAAAAAGGUGAUAGACUGGUAUUAUUUAAAUAUAUAAAUCAAUGAAAUCAUCUUUUACAAUUACACUAUGUUGUUUUAUUUAGAAUUAUCGUGCCUAUUCUUUAUAUUUCUGUGAUUCUAAUUGUAUAAAAAUAUAUAAUUAUUUG
Apis dorsata (giant honeybee) is the source of this 2259-nucleotide messenger RNA. RefSeq lists its product as uncharacterized. The record is from RefSeq and is a predicted model, not a curated record. Lineage: Eukaryota; Metazoa; Arthropoda; Insecta; Hymenoptera; Apidae. Bases 301 to 2124 code for a protein of 607 amino acids. The transcript has 2 exons.